AUGGGCAACCCCGACGCUCUAGUUACAACUAGUCAAUGUUGCGCUACAGUCGUACGGCGACCACUCCUUGCAAAUAUCGUAUUUCGGUUAAAUAUCGAACUAAAAGCGUCUUCAAACCGAGUUGAUUGGAAACUCCCCGGUUCGGUUAUUGCCCCUAUUGGCACCAUGCUACGCCAAUUACCAAACCUUGCGCACUUAGAACUCCGUGUCUUAGGGACUUCGCUUUCUGAGAUACUUUCUGGCUGCCCGUUUUCUUUGAAGACGUUCUCUUGCGAUACAUGUGACCCUCGACCCCUACAUAAUUUCCUUAUCAACCAACCCGAACUUACUGAACUUCACUUGGUCGGGCCCACGCAGCCGGUCGGCUCAUUUUUCCUUAACCACCGAUACGGCCAAAAGAUACGCAAAGUGUCUGGCACUUUGGACGUGGUCGCUUCCGUAGCACCUGGACGGCCCGUCGAGGAAAUUCGGAUUGUUGACGCAUUCCUAAACACCGAGAUGAUACGGACAAGAAUCAGCCUUCUUACUGCCUCGAAAUCUACAAUCAAAACAUUCAGAAUAGUCACGGUCAUAUGUCAAGUGAGCAUGAUCGAGGUAAUUGCGGAGCAUUUACCGAACAUAGAAGUACUGGGAUUACACGUUCUGGCACCAAGUGACCGGCAUAUACCCUAUGUGAAUCUGCUGGAUUCGAUAGCCCCAGUCAUCAAAAUGCUUCCCCGCCUAGAAAGACUAGAUGCUUGUGGGACCGAUGAGUACGAGCAUGCGCACUGGCUUGAGCACUUGGCCAAAGAACGAAGGCUGUUGGAAAUUUGGAGCUCAAUAUCUGGGACACUAUCAUUCGUAAAAUUCCCUACUGGAGCUGAAUGGGCAAGGCGAAAUGGAACCUGGGCGCAUGUACACGCCACGCCAAACAUGUAUACCAUCGAGCAUCACUCACACACAAAGCCAGAAUCCAAGUGGUUUGAUUCAUAG
Messenger RNA from Rhizoctonia solani, 972 nucleotides. RefSeq lists its product as uncharacterized. The record is from RefSeq and is a predicted model, not a curated record. The transcript is spliced from 3 exons. NCBI's taxonomy places the organism in Eukaryota, Fungi, Basidiomycota, Agaricomycetes, Cantharellales, Ceratobasidiaceae. The coding region runs from base 1 to 972 and encodes 323 amino acids.